UACCCAGCCUGCCCUGCGGUGAAAUGGCGGCUGAAAGUGAGAAAGAGUGAGAGCGCGAGCAGAGUGUGUGAGCGAGAAGGGAGAGAGAGAGAGUGAGUGAGUGAGUGUGAGAGAAGGGAGAGAGUGAGAGAGUGUGUGAGCGCGAGCAGGGAGGGAGGGAGCGCGAGCGCAGCCUGGCUCUGGGCCAUCGGGACUGAGAGCGCGGAGCGGAGUCCGGGAGCCGGGUCCGGAGUCCGGGCGGAUGAUUGCAGGCUUUCAAUAACCUGGAACUCCAGACUCCUGAGUGGCAUAGAGUUUCACGUCAGUCUGCAAAUUUGCAGGAGCAAAUUUGCCUUGAACAGAAUGCUGCGUUAAAUAUAUUAAGAUUCUGUUUCUGAAGAUACUGGUCCAUUUGUUUGAAAGCUCUUCUCACUGCCCUUCCUGCAGCAAUGCACGUCUAAUGAUUACUUCCAUCAUUUCGUCAGUUAAACAGGUUGUGCGGUGGGGAGUGAAACAUAGAGAGCCUGAACAUGAGUAACACACCAACAACAAGAAAGCCAUACAGAAAGGCACCGCCUCAGCACCGGGAGAAUCGGCAUGAGCCACCAGCUUUUAGGGAUGAGCUAGAUGGGACAGCCAUACCAUCUGAGCUGAGUCAGGAAUCUCUUUCCGAUGGAGACAGGAUCAAGCAAUUGCAGCAGCAGAAUGAAGAGUUGCGUCGAAAGCUGACUCACAGCACACAAAAGUUGGAAAUUAUGGAGACUGACUUUGAAUCCAGUCGACAUUACCUUGAAGCAGAGCUGAGCCAUGCCCGAGAAGAGAUGGACAAACUAAAAGACAAAUUCCGCAGAUUACAGAAUAGUUACACUGCAUCCCAGCGAGCUAAUCAGGAGUUGGAGGACAAGAUGCAGGCCUUGGUUAAAAAAGCCGAGCUGGAGAGGAAGACCCUUGACUGGGAGAUUGUGGAGCUAACAAACAAGUUGCUGGAUUCAAAAACUGCUAUCGACAAGCUGGAGGAGUUGAAUGAGCGUUAUCGACAGGAUUGUAACCUUGCCGUUCAGCUGCUGAAGUGCAAUAAAUCUCAUUUCAGGAACCACAAGUUUGCAGAUCUUCCCUUUGUCCUCCAGGAGAUGGUAAACAAGCAUUUGGAGUCCAGUGAAGAGGUCAGGUCAGGACAGGAGCCACCCUCAGCACUUGGUUCAUCAGAUGUCGUACCAACCUCUGUCAUUGCCAGAAUUUUAGAGAAACCAGAGCCGCUGAUUCUGAACUCUGCCAAGUCCAGCAGUGGCAAUCAGCCAAUAGCAGAAGAUGUCUUUGUUCAUGUGGAUAUGAGCAGCAGCACUAACAAUGUAAAGAAUACAGGGAAAGAGAGAGACCAAGGGACAGCUGAGGAAGUAAAGCCUCAGAACGGUGUGUGUAAGCGGCAGAGUAGCACAGACAGCACACCAGAGGAAACACCCACCUUUGAGAGACUCAACCCAUAUCCCACUCCACCUCCAAAUCUCUUCCCUGGGCGCAAAGCUGUCAUUGAAUUCUCUUCUGAUGACAAGGUUAAAAUACCGAAGGAUAGUCCUUUACCAAACUGUACAUACGCUACCAGACAAGCCAUAUCGCUCAGUCUGGUCCAGGGGGAGGAUGAUGGGGUUGAAAGGCAGAGGACUGUACCUAACAGCCCGUUGUCAGAUGGAAGGAGAUCAGGACAGAUAAGUAGCGAGCAGUAUCAGUCUCCAAGAUCAGGCACACCCAGAGGCCCUGGAAAUGAGUUUAGAUCUGCACAGUCCAGCCCUUUCAAUAGCCCACCUCAAGUUCCGAGUGCAUUUGCCAGCUCAACAAGUUCUGAAGAGGAUCUGCUUGCAAACUGGCAGAGGAUGUUUGUUGAGAAAGUAGCUCCUGCUUCUGAAAGGGUUAUUGCCCAUCGAACAUCUUUCAGCAGUGAAAUGGUCCAAGAAUUACAGAAUAGCCUGGGCAAUAAAAUUGACUUGGGUGAGAGGCGACUGGCUUACUCAGACGGAGAGGAAUCAGGUCACAGCUGCAGCUUCUCCAUAAGUCGAGAUUCCAGCUUAGACACAGACAGCACGGAUUCGAAAGUGCGGAAAGGCAAGUUCCUACUGGAUUAUGGAAGUGAAUUUUCUCGAGAGGAAGAGGAGCAACUGCUGCAUACCAUGGGUGGUAUUCGACUGACCCAAGCCAGCCCCUUACACAAACGGAAAGAAUAUGGGGAUGCUGGCUCUGGGAGUAGUUCAUUGGAAGAGAGAGAGGUGUUGCUUCAUGGAAGCCAGUCCACCCUACAGGAUGAACUGGAGGAGAUUGGAGACAAGCCAUCAGUCACCAUGGUGGGACGACAGCAGAGGAGCCCCAAAAGGAUGGGUGUCCAUCAUUUAUUGCGAAAGGACAGCUUAACAAGAGCACAGGAGCAGGGCACUCUGCUAGAUUAGAUCAUUGAGGUUAGGAGCUAAACACUAAUGGUGUUCAUUGCAGUAAGCUGCUACAAUGUAAAACUGGCAGUCACGGCCAAAAAAAGUUCCAAACUGUUAUGUGUGGAAAUUCCCAAAGUAUUCCCCAGAAACUUCCAUAAGAUGGGCAAAUAAACGGAACAGUUGGUGUUGUUUAGCUGAACUUAGUUCAAAGGCAAUACUUCAGCGUUUUCUAAGAAAGCCAUUUGGUGAUGAAUUAAAUCAUUGCAGAAAGAAACCCAAAUUUCUGAACAGAUUCCCUGCCUGAUGACAGCAGGUAACUUCUCAGCAUGCUUUGUGUUUUUAGUUUGGUUUCAGUGUGUGUAUGUCAGGCAGUACAAUGUAGAAUUUCUCAUCUCCCAUGCAAUGUUACGAGAGCAGUGUGCGUAAUUGGAUCUUUUAUAAUCGAAGUUUUGUUGAUUCUCACUGACGGACUCACAAUGCAAGAUGAUGGCUCUGUCAGCUUUCUGAGUUUGGCUGUAUUUGGAUUAGUGCUGAGCAACAGUAGAUAAUUCCCAUGGUUUUCCUUGUAUACAGUCAGUCUGAGUUCAAACUGAAAAGGAGGAAGGAUAGAAGGAAAAACAAAAAUACCUGGAAAAACUCAGCAGGUCUGACAGCAUCUGUGGAGAGG
This is a messenger RNA of Carcharodon carcharias (great white shark), 3063 nucleotides long. It is a transcript of the gene tjap1, whose product is annotated as tight junction associated protein 1 (peripheral). The record is from RefSeq and is a predicted model, not a curated record. Gene Ontology annotation, cellular component: trans-Golgi network. The transcript has 11 exons. Bases 510 to 2414 code for a protein of 634 amino acids. Lineage: Eukaryota; Metazoa; Chordata; Chondrichthyes; Lamniformes; Lamnidae. Gene Ontology annotation, biological process: Golgi organization.